Messenger RNA from Peniophora sp. CBMAI 1063, 468 nucleotides. The record is from the annotation of a GenBank genome assembly. NCBI's taxonomy places the organism in Eukaryota, Fungi, Basidiomycota, Agaricomycetes, Russulales, Peniophoraceae.
AUGGUCAAGGUUGAAAUUGUUCAAGAGCAGGACGACGUCAAGCGCGCCUCGCCGUACUCCUCCCCGACGUCCUCCGCCGCGUCCUCCUCCGUCUCCGUGGACUCGGUCGACUCGGAUGUUCCCGAGAACGAGACGUUCGCUGAGCGUCUCGCUGCGUUGAAGGACAUUGUACCGCCAACAACCCGCCACAACAUCGCCAACAAGCUUUCCGCGUCUGGCAGCUUUUUGAAGCGGUCCAGCAAGGUCGUUGGCAACAUCGUCUGGGUUCUCACCACCUCCGCACUACUCGUCGGCCUACCAAUGGCUCUCAGUCUCGAGGGCGAGGCGGCGGUCAUUGAGCAGGAGAAGGCGAUGUUGGCACAGGGCGGUCAACAGAUGAUGCCUGGCGGUGGCUUGUACCCGCCACAAUCCGGCGGCCUUCCGCCUGCACAGGGCGGACAGGGCGGUCUUGUACCUCCUGGAUUCUGA